Molecule: messenger RNA, 294 nt
Organism: Angiostrongylus costaricensis
Lineage: Eukaryota; Metazoa; Nematoda; Chromadorea; Rhabditida; Metastrongylidae
Source: the annotation of a GenBank genome assembly
AUGGGUCAAAGGUCAUCAAACACCUGUACCCCAGAAUGGCAACGUUUGUGUAGGUUGGAGAAUAAAAAGUGUCAUGUGGACGACGAGGAUGUGCCACAGUGCGGAUCUUGCAUAGAAGAUCACCAUCCGAUCAAUGGCACCUGUCAACCGGUGCAGAACGGUGGAAAUUGUGCUGAUCCGGCAAAGAACAACUGCGAUGUGAACGCUGAGUGCAUUGACGUCCACCCUGGACAUCACUUCUGUACCUGCAAAGUUGGCUACAUCGGUGACGGAAUGCGAUGUGACGGUAGGUGA